AUGAUGGAAGUCUGUCCGGCGCUGGAGUGGCUGGCGUUGGAGGGCAACCUGUUCUAUGGCGGCUUCCGUGAGCUCGAGGUCGAGCAGCUUGGCCCUGCGCUCCAGACGCUCCAGACGCUCCAGCUGGAGCAAUACGUGCUGGUGGAAGACGAUGAAGAUGUGCUUGAGAGGUGCAUCAGGCUCUGCCCCCAGCUGCAACGGUUCCAGUACGUGGCUACGCCCAUGACAUGGCAGCGGGCGGAUAGGCCGAUGACCGUUGCCGACCUGUUGGAUGCUCUGGCUCCUGCCCAGCUGACUUUGCGGUUCCUCGAACUUGACCUCAGCUACAUCAUUCGUCCGUACCGCGAAGACGAGUUCGAGCACAUCAGCCUGCUGCAGUAUCUUUCCCGCUUCGAGGAGCUGGAGACGCUGUAUCUCGACCAGGACAGCAUAUGUUUUCCGUCGGCACACGAGUCGAGUGAAGAGGACGGGAAUGAGGACGUCGCGUACGAAGCGAUAUGCAUUGUGGACAUGCUGCCUCGGACGGUCAAGUCGCUGGGAAUCCGGGUGCCGGAUGGCAACAUGCGGAUGCACGACGACAUCGAAACCCUGGGGUUGAAACGGCAGGACGGAAUGUUUCCGGAAUUGACGAGGUUUGAGUUGGUGAUCAAGUCGGGGGAUCGCGGGAAUGGGCGAGCGGGCUUGCAGAACGAAGUCGAUUAUGUAAGUCGUGUGGUGCUGAAGGCAUUUGAGGGGACGUCGGUGGAGGCGACGGUGCGGGUGCAAGAGGUCUACGGCCCCAUGAGCUUCAGCCACUCGGGACGGCGCCUGGAGGCGCGCGAGCGCAGCGAGGAUAUUCCCGACGGCUGGAUUGGCGGGGAUGAAUGGAGGGCGUUUUGA
Messenger RNA from Hirsutella rhossiliensis, 879 nucleotides. RefSeq lists its product as uncharacterized. The record is from RefSeq and is a predicted model, not a curated record. The coding region runs from base 1 to 879 and encodes 292 amino acids. Lineage: Eukaryota; Fungi; Ascomycota; Sordariomycetes; Hypocreales; Ophiocordycipitaceae. The transcript has a single exon.